AUGCUGACGCGUUUGUCUCCCAACACAGUAUUGCGUUUCGUCUUCCCGUUCCAUGGCAGACAAGUUCCUAUUCCUAUGGUGACAGUUCCGUCGCUCUGUCAGCAACUCAACCCGAUACAAUUUACCCUAAACACUGUCACAUCACCAUUGCCAACCGUCAUUCACAUUCAAUUGCAUUUACAACCCCCCACCCACCCCUAUCUCCUUACCUUACACGUAUUUCAACACUUUACUGUUGCGUCGCGCCAUCUACCGUCAUUCGCGCUUAUUUCCGUGGUACUCAACUACGGUAUUCCUAAUUAUUUAUUAUUCACCGCCCCAUCUUUGUUCCACGGUAUUUCUUGUUUUGUCUUUCCUUCCUUCUUUCCUUCUUUCCAACAUGUUUCUUUUUUUAUUUGUUUCUUUUUUGUUUUAUUCUUUCUUUUCUAUUUUUCUUUCUUCCUUCGUUCAUUCCUUCAUUCUUUUCGUCCUUCUUUCCUUCCUUUCGUCCUUCUUUCCUUCCUGCCAACAUUCCCCCCCUUUUAUUUCUUUCUUUGUUUUUUUUUCCAUUCUAUUCUAUCCUUCUUUCUUUAUUUCUCCCUUCCUUCUUAUACUCAUUCUUUUCGUACUUCUUUCCUCCCUUCCUUGGUUGCUUCCUUUCUUCAUUCUUUUAGUUCUUCUUUCUUUCUUCCUUCAUUCCUUCAUUCAUUCAUUCCUUCUUUUCGUACUUCCUUCCGUCUCUCCUUCUUUCAUUGCUUCCUUCUUUCCCUCAUUCUUACUUUUAUUCCUUCAUUUAUUCAUUCUUUUCAGAUAUUCUUCCUUCCUUCUUUCAUUCUUCUCUUACUUCCUUCUUUCCCCGCUUCCAUUAUUGCCACCCACUUUCUUUCCACUUUUCCUUCCUUCCUACCUUCCUUCCUUCUGUUUAUCUUUCUUUCUUUUUUUCUUUCUUUCUUUCUUUCUUUCUUUCUUUCUUUCUUUCUUUCCUCGCUUCCACCAUUGCCACCCUCUUUCUUUCUUUCUUUCUUUCUUUCUUUCUUUCUUUCUUUCUUUCUUUCUUCGCUUCCACCAUUGCCAACCUCUUUCUUUCUUUUUUUCUUUCUUUCUUCGCUUUCAUCAUUGCCACCCUCUUUCUUUCUUUCUUUCUUUCUUUCUUUCUUUCUUUCUUUCUUUCUUCGCUUCCAUCAUUGCCACCCUCUUUUUUCUUUCUUUCUUUCUUUCUUUCUUUCUUUCUUUCUUCAUUGCCACCCUCUUUCUUUCUUUCUUUCUUUCUUUCUUUCUUUCUUCCUUCUCGAUAUUUCUCUUUCUUUACUUUUUCGUCUUCAUUGA
Acanthosepion pharaonis is the source of this 1305-nucleotide messenger RNA. NCBI's taxonomy places the organism in Eukaryota, Metazoa, Mollusca, Cephalopoda, Sepiida, Sepiidae. The record is from the annotation of a GenBank genome assembly.